AUGAAUUCCCAGACCAGCUCAUUUCUCGUCCCCACCCCCGAGACCCAGUAUUCAGGUCCCUCCUCAACUGCUUCCCGCAUCCCGUAUAUCACCGGACGUCUCAUGGAGGUUCGAAAAUUGAUGGGCAUCCACCAAGAGGAUAUAUCAACCCAGUGGUCAACCUACGAAGAGCAUCUCAAGAACUACCACAGGGCCCGCUUGAACAGGUUCAUCGCCUCACGCGAAAACCAAGAAGACCCCAGCUCCACGGCAGAUCGCCCCGCAUCAAGUCUCGGCACCCUCACCACGAAUGAGAUGGCUCUUAAAGACCUCGUUCAGAUGUUACAUGACAACUACAAGUGGAUGAUGGAGAAGGUUAGCGUGCUACAGAAGGAGGAAAAAAGGUUGAAAGAAGAGCUCGAUAUACUGAAAACCAAGAGCGGAUGGGAUCGAUUCUUCACCGCCGGGAGAAGAUGGAACGCUGAGGUGUUCGUCAGGGAAGCGGACGGGCCGAAGAUGAUGAUGGAUGGCUUCGAUGCAUCGGAGAACUUCUUUUAG
This is a messenger RNA of Morchella importuna, 537 nucleotides long. RefSeq lists its product as uncharacterized. The record is from RefSeq and is a predicted model, not a curated record. NCBI's taxonomy places the organism in Eukaryota, Fungi, Ascomycota, Pezizomycetes, Pezizales, Morchellaceae. The coding region runs from base 1 to 537 and encodes 178 amino acids. The transcript has a single exon.